UUCUUUCCUUUUUCAUUAAUAAACACUGAAGUCCACUGCAGUAAACGUGUCCAUAGAUAACGUGUCAUUGCUUGACUCUUUAGCGGACUUGUUGUUGAUUUUAGUUGAUCGUGGUGGAAGUAACGUAAAGGAACGAGAUUCAGCGUGUUCCCUACCCUCCUCAGCACCUUCAGCUUCAAGUUACAACCCGUUCCAUUUGAUCAUGCCUUUUCAAACCGCUGAAGCCGCUCGUUGCCCGAAAUGCAGUCACCAGGUGUUCGCCGCCGAGGAAAUGCUCGCCGCCGGCGCUAAGUGGCACAAAAUCUGCUUUACCUGUGGACUUUGUAAGAAAAGGUUGGAUUCGACCAAUGCCACCGAGCAUAAUGGCGACCUCUGGUGUAGAAUCUGUUAUUCGCGUAAGUUUGGCCCUAAGGGAGUUGGAUUUGGUUGUGGAGCCGGCACCCUCAACAUGGACAAGGGUGAAAUCUUCGGCAACCAAGAAUCUGCUGCCAAUAAACCGAUGGACCCGUACUACGGCAUGAACUCAAAAUUCAUCAACUUGUUCAUCAUGAAGGGCGCCUCUAUGGGAGGAACGUCCUCCAAACCCCAGUAAAUUAGCAAAUCUAUAUACCAUUAUAAGUUUACUUCUUUUCAUAGAGGGAUAGGACCAUUAAAAAAACACGAACAUUUUUUUUUAAAUCGAAGUUAGCUCACUAACUUUCGUAUCGAGCUAGUGCUUUAAGUCAGUCACACGAAACUGUCAUUUGGGCGCCUUAGAUUCUACUGGCUGAGCAAUGCUGAUCAGUUGAUUUUAAAGCAUUGCGUAAUAAUAGAGUAUGAUGCUGGCUCACGAACGCAUACUUGUGAUGCCCAGAAUAGGGCACAGGACAAGCAAAGCCAUGUUUCUUAACAAAAAGCUAAUCAAAUGCGAAAUUAGAUAAUAUCCAUCUCCGAGGGUCGCUAUAUGAGUCACAUAGCUCAUCUACGUAGCAAUAAAUUGUACAUUUUUUUUACCAAUCACCUUGACAAUAGCUACCAUUAGGAUUGAACUCAGGAACCGUACCAUCAGUGUAAGCUUUUGCCUUACUGUGAUACGAAGAAACAUGGCUUUGAUCGUAAUACUGUUUGUCUGUCUAUUAUGCAACCACACGCAGAUUUAUAGACCAAUUGUGUUUUAUUAAUUGAAUAGUGAAUCUACAGUCAAACGACUCCGUGAACAGGAUGCAUGCACCGCCUGACCAUCAAAGCAUUCGAUGUCUAGUGCCAUUAUGGCACACUAGCUGUAUGACCCGCAGGCCCAUUUCAGUCCCAUCUAAAGGCCUCUAUCUAAUCAUAUUGCUUCCCAGCGAAGGACAUAAUUUUCAUCGAAUUGUCACCGAAACAAAAAACAUGCCUCAACUGUCACCGUAAACCUCAUUGUAUCUACAAUCGAAUAAUGUGGAUGUACGUAGUCACUUUACCAAUGAAAAUGCGUGACGACUGAAGCUAAACCUAAAUUGAACGUGCUCAAUUUUUGGGGAUCCAUGUAAAAGUUUCAUCCGCUGUUUCAUUUCUACAAAUUUGUGCUUCAAGUGCUCUGCCCCGACUGUUGAUCAUUGAUACGUCUACUAUUAAUUGCCAUGCGGAAUAGUUGUCAUUGGUUAUCGUUGUUGCAAUGAUAAUGACGAUUUUCAUUUAUAUUUGUUUGUCAUUUCCCUUGUCCUGUUAGUAUACUUGCUGCUGAAAGGUCAUGGGUGGGUAGUUUUCUCUACAGAGCUCCCGAAGGGGAAAAUCCCUAACGGAGCGCUCUAAACGAUGCACGCACUUCCUAC
Varroa destructor (honeybee mite) is the source of this 1790-nucleotide messenger RNA. Its product is annotated as muscle LIM protein 1-like. Gene Ontology annotation, cellular component: cytoplasm; Z disc; nucleus. NCBI's taxonomy places the organism in Eukaryota, Metazoa, Arthropoda, Arachnida, Mesostigmata, Varroidae. Gene Ontology annotation, biological process: muscle tissue development; sarcomere organization. Gene Ontology annotation, molecular function: structural constituent of muscle; actinin binding. The record is from RefSeq and is a predicted model, not a curated record.